AUGCCUUGGCUUAUUGCAAUAGAUUGGGCGUUUCAGUCAUUGCGAAAAUUACCCACGAACGCAAAAGAAAGCUAUUUUGAAUAUUCUCAAUCAAUCGUAAAAUCUCUUAUCAGUAAUAUUCACACAAAAGAUCCUUAUGAUCUAGUUUCCGUGUUAAUAAAAUCUCCCGAGGAUCUAUUUGAAUUUGCACAAUUUUCGGAUUCAAGAUCCAGUAAUCUUCAGAUAGUUGACAGUUGUCCUCAUCCUAACGAACCUCUUUGCUUAAAGACAAGGUUUACUGACGCACUCAUUCAUUCUGUCCAGAGCGCCUAUUCUAAAUUCACUAGCUGCCAGCAUAUUAGGCUGGUUGUUCUCACUGAUGGCUACAGGGAUUUUGUUAAUACAAAUGACGAUGAGUUAAAAAUUCCUGAAUUUAUUAGAGAUGAAAUUACGUGUAUUGUAAUUAAUCAUUCGGGUUGUCAAGUUCCUUUUAGAUUAAAGCCCUUGAAGUACAACUUCACGGAUUUUCACAAUCAUGAUAAUAAGUCCCUCACUGGCUGUAAUGAAGUGGCAGAUAGCGUGAUGAAAUUUUCUUCGUGUGAGAUCAGUUCAACGGCAAUUUUGUCGAUUGGGCAUCUCUCUGCCUCCUGCUCACUCCUUCCAUCGCCAUGUAUUCGUCCUUGGAAGCAUAUAAAUAUCCGGAACUACACAGAGCCCCAGUUCUACUUGGAAGCAUUUGGUUUUCUUCAAGUUAACGAUAUGGGCCAUCCACCAAUCGUUAGCAGGUACACCAUGGUAUAUUCACAAGAUAAGAACGAGAGUGGAAAAGAUACGUUAAAAGUCCUGCUUGCUUCCUUGAAAGGCUCUCAUACAACUGCGAUUGUGAAUAUCUACAUUCAAUCACGAGUUGAUGGAGACAGCAUAACAGAGAAAAACAGGAAAUUCAUAACUCAUGGAUUCAUUAGCGAAUCUCCUGUGAAUGUGCUUUCCUUGUCAUUUUUUGGUGAAGAAAGCAAAGCUGUGGCCUGGCUAGGUCCAUUUGACUUUCUCGCUUCCUCGGGGGAUUUUGAGGGUCAUGAAGUAUACAAUGUGGAAAAGAAGAUAACCCCUUUUCCUGUUGGAUCACUCGAAAGACCGAGCUACAUUCUUCCUGCCGCUUCAUCGACAAUCGGAUCGGAAUUUCAGUAUUCAACUUGGCUAAAUAACACAAAUGGUCCAUCAGCGGAUGUAAAUAAAAUAUUUCGUCUGUGUAAGCGACUACCAGAGAAAUCUGAGUACUUUUUGAAGGAGCUGCAUCGCACCAUGUCUUUGGCCGAAGUCCUAGGUUGGACAGAGUUGACACAGGCCAUUCAAUCCCUUCUACCAACACAUCUUUCGCCUGAUUUGGAUGUGGAAAUGCUACGAAAAGUGUAUCAUACUGCCCGAAUGAAAGUGGUAUAG
This is a messenger RNA of Rodentolepis nana, 1419 nucleotides long. The record is from the annotation of a GenBank genome assembly. Lineage: Eukaryota; Metazoa; Platyhelminthes; Cestoda; Cyclophyllidea; Hymenolepididae.